Molecule: messenger RNA, 2550 nt
Organism: Amyelois transitella
Lineage: Eukaryota; Metazoa; Arthropoda; Insecta; Lepidoptera; Pyralidae
Gene: Uck
Product: uridine-cytidine kinase
Exons: 7
Coding region: 37-918 (293 amino acids)
Cellular component (GO): cytoplasm; cytosol
Molecular function (GO): kinase activity; ATP binding
Source: RefSeq, a predicted model, not a curated record
GUCAAAACAAACCACAACACAAUUUGUCAAAAACAAAUGUUCGCAAUUUUGCAGUCAAGUCGUGGUAUUUCUGCGUGCACCAAGCUUUUAUACAAAUCAGUGCAUUGCAGAAAUAUAAUAACACAGAGAAUGGCUGAAAAAACGGUGGAUUAUACGAAGACAAACACAUUUGAAAGCAAAACUCCGUUUCUCAUAGGUGUAGCAGGCGGUACGGCGAGUGGCAAGUCAACAGUAUGUCAACGCAUCAUGGAAAAGCUGGGACAACAGCACAAAGAGCAGACUGAACGGCGAGUUGUGUGCGUCAGUCAGGACUCCUUCUACCGGACCCUCACUCCCUCAGAAAGGCUCCGAGCUGAACGUGGACAGUUCAACUUUGACCAUCCAGAUGCAUUCGAUGACCGUAAGCUGUUAGCGGUAUUGAAGGAUAUCCUUGCUGGAAAGAAGGUUGAAGUCCCGGAGUAUGACUACAUCACAAAUUCUAUAAAUCCACACCGGUCCCACACAAUCUACCCGGCCGAUGUGGUCCUCAUCGAGGGUAUCCUGGUGUUCUACUUCCCGGAGGUCCGCGAGCUGUUCCACAUGAAGCUGUUUGUUGACACCGACUCGGACACCCGCCUGGCCAGGAGAGUACCACGAGACAUAAUGGAGCGAGGUCGUGACCUGGAGCAAGUGCUGAAUCAGUACAUGAACUUCGUAAAGCCAGCAUUCGAAGAGUUCUGCCUGCCGACCAAAAAGUUUGCUGACGUCAUCAUCCCGAGAGGAGCUGACAACUUAGUGGCCAUCGAUCUGAUCGUGCAACACAUCUCCGAAUACUUGAAGCGGAGCCCUAUGGACAAGACCGGAGCCCUGGAGUACGCGGCGCUCUCCACGUCCGUGCCGGGGAGCCCGCAGCGGGGCAAAAGUGGAAGGCCACAUUAAAUUGAUUGUUGGUCAGUGCACCAUCGGAGGACGACACGUGCUUUGACAACACGUAGAUAGCUCAAAAUUUUUAACUUAUUCAACCCACGUAAAUCUAAUUAUUAGAAAAAUACAAUAUACCUAGAAUAUUCUACCUACCUUAUACUAUAGCGGGCUUAGAGCUACGUUAGAAUAGUAAAGAUAUCCCCCUAUUCUCGUGACAUAUCUCAUUUAGAAUUUUAAUUUCUGGUUAAUUUUUUGAAAUUAAUAUUUUAUCAAAAAUUGAAUUUCAUGUCAAUUGAGUAAAGUUCAAAAUGGCGUGUUGUGAACACGAAAUUUGCUUGCUUUUUAAUGCUUAAAUGAAUUCAACAUGAAAAGUACUGUCUGCCAAUGUCAAAAAUAUGUUCGGCAUUUGUGGGACGUAUCAUCUGAGAACAAUUCGUCAACAAAAAUAUAUCUCCCGAUGACGAAAAGACGUCGUAGAACCGUUUUAGGCCGUAGAAACGAUUAAGUAUUUAUAAUUUUGCAGUCACUCUUGCGCUUGAACGGUUUAGGAAUCAGGUUUUAGUUUUAACUAGUCAAUUGGAAUACUUAUGCUCAAUGGCAUUAGUACUUAUUUAAAAAAAUAUAUAUUCAAACGAUUCACUCGUUACCUACCUACUGUUACUUCAUAGCUGCAAAUAUUGUAGAUUUUACGAAAAAAGUUCUUAUAACAAUUAAAACGUAAUACUUAGGAAGAUAAUAAGUUGUUGACAUAUAGAUUUCACAUGGUCCAAAUAUCUAACCAUUUAAAGGUUCUGUAAAAUAAUUCUCUUCAGAUAGGUAUUAUUCAGAGUGAUUUCCACAUAGGUACUUAGGUACUAUAUAUUUCUAUAGUUAAAACCUUAGGAUGCUGAUUUUAAUAAUUAACUUUCGGCCUUAAGCUUCGUGUUUUUACUAAAGGAAGUUAUUUGUUAGUCUGUUUUGAAGAUAAGUUGUUUACUAUUAGCAGCACAAAGAUUUAUUGCAUAAACAAAAAGCUGUAACAUAUAUUAGUAGAUACCUGUUUUAUAUCUUCCUUACUUAGUUCUGCUAUACUAAAACCUAUUUAACCACUUAAUUAACACAGUUUUGCAAUAGUUACUUCUAUAAAAAAAUAUUAAAAAUUAAUGUAUUUUUUUUUUGGUAAAUAGUUGCAUUGCCUUUUUUAACAAGUGGUUGCGAAAAUGAAUCAUUAAAAGCAGCUGGACGGCCUAUUUGUAGAUAAAUUAGAACGUUGGGAAAUGAUGAAUUAAAUACACGGUAAAAGUAAUGACUUAGUGUUUUAUAGUAAUCUAAUGGCGUUUUGUUCAUACACACUUCACAAUGUUUUUAUUCAACUCGUUAAAAAUAUAUAUAUUGUUAUUUUAAAUUAAUUGAAUUUAAAAUUCCAGAGUGAACCUAAUAUAAUUGCUAAGCUGAGACUUAUUUGCUUUCAAACACAGUCAUUUGAGAGCGAUGAGAGCGAUGCUAACAGAACUAGUCAAAAUGAAAUUUGGUACCUUAAAAAUUAAAGUAAAUUUGAUACAAAACUAAUGCAUGGUUUGUGAUUGUUAAAUUAUUGUUUAUUAUUUAUUUUAUAUGUUGUGUUUUGCUAUUUAGAUUAAGUAAGCGUGUAAAAUUUUAUCUUGGACU